GCUUUCUCAUCAGACUGAGCUGGAGAGUCGAGAAGUCUCCUGCUUUCUUCCUCCGAGGUCAGUUUAUCUGUUUUUCAUGCAUUCAUGUCGGAUUUUAUCUCUAUUUUUAAUUUUCUUACAGUUGUACAAAGUUAUCGGUAACUUUAUCUCGUUUCCGGGCUCAGUUUGGAGGUAUUUUAUUAGCUAAAAUGCUAAUGUGUGGACAGAGAUUUGACCUACUUUAAACGGUGAAGGAAAGUUUAUUUUAUGUCAACAAACGCUUAUUAUUGUACUAAAGUGGCUGUUUUUUAAAUUUUACUGUUUUAUUAAGCUCCCAUAUAAGGUCGCGUCGUGUUUAUGGGAAUCCUGAGUUUAGAGUAAAACACUUUUUAUUGCUUUUUGUUCGAUAUUUUACUAUUAUCUCUGUGUAAUUAGGAUGCUUUUAUCUACUCGAGAUAGGUCAAAGUUCAUCUCACUAACCUAAAACCUUUAACUAGUUUUAUGAAGAAAUUAUCCUAAAUCUACGUCGGGUGUGUUAUAACAAUAUUUCGCAAUAUUCCUCCUUUUUAAAUUGCAGCAUUUUUGUUUGUGUCUCUUCAAUAAUUUUGUUUUUUCUUUAAGCAUCAUUUGACAAAACUAUAUUAUAAUGUAUAAUAAUUUAAUAACAAUCAAGUUUUUCUAUAAAAUCAAUUAUUUCAUUAUUAUUAAAAGAACAUUUUAGAGCUGAUGUGACCUCAGGAUUAUUAUUCUUUCUCGUUCUUCUGUUUCAUCCUGGUUCUUUCAUGCAUGCUUGCCCAGUUUUCCCAGUGAGUGGGCAGCAAAAACUCACUUCCACUCACUUCCUGCUUGAAGCUCGGCUGAUCCAGCUUUGCAUUAUGGGUAGAAAAGUGGAUCUAAAUGCAGUUUUUAUCCUGCCCUGGUUGGAUCUUGGUAUUCUUCUUCUUCGGUUUAGUUUGCUGGUAGUUUUGACGAUGCAGACGCCGGCCCAGUCGGUCCUCCACAGCGGGUAUUUCCACCCGACGCUGCGCUACUGGCAGAGCUGCGCCGCUGACCUCAGACCGGACAACCUCAUCUACCCCAUCUUCAUCACAGACAGUCCGGACGCGGUGGAGCCGAUCGGGAGCCUGCCGGGUCAGGCCAGGUUUGGGGUGAAUAAGGUGGAGGAGUUGCUGCAGCCGCUUGUCAGAAACGGUUUGAAGUGUGUCCUCAUUUUUGGCGUCCCGGCAAAAGUAGCAAAGGAUGAACGCGGUUCUGGCGCCGACUCGGACGACACGCCCGCCAUUCUGGCCAUUAAAAAGAUCCGCAGUUUGUUCCCGGAGCUGCUGGUGGCGUGUGACGUCUGUCUGUGUCCCUACACCUCCCACGGACACUGCGGCAUCCUGAACGAGGACGGCUCCCUGAACAACGACGCCAGCUGCCUGCGGCUCGCCGAAGUCGCUCUUUCUUACGCUCAGGCCGGCUGCCACAUCAUCGCUCCGUCUGACAUGAUGGACGGACGGAUCGGAGCCAUCAAACAGUCUCUGCUGUCCAACGGUUUGGGGAACAAGGUCACAGUGCUGAGCUACAGCGCAAAGUUUGCUUCCUGUUACUACGGUCCGUUCAGGGACGCGGCCCAGUCAAAGCCCGCGUUUGGAGACCGGCGCUGCUACCAGCUUCCAGCCGGCGCCAGAGGCCUGGCGCUGCGAGCCGUGGAGCGAGACGUGAGGGAAGGAGCCGACAUGCUGAUGGUGAAACCGGGCCUGCCGUACCUGGACAUCAUGAGGGAGGUGAAGGACAAGUUCCCCUACCAUCCUCUGGCGGUGUAUAACGUGUCGGGGGAGUUCGCCAUGCUGUGGCACGGAGCGAAGGCCGGAGCGUUCGACCUGCGGGCCGCUGUGAUGGAGGCCAUGACGGCGUUCCGCAGGGCAGGCGCUGACAUCAUCAUCACCUACUUCACACCUGAGCUGCUCACCUGGCUGAAGGAGUAAGGGAGUCGCUCUGACUGAGGGAAACGUCGUAAAACUGGAACCAACUCCUUCCUGGACCGUCUGAUCUCCAGACUGGGCUGCAGUUCUGCUUCAUGGCCCGGAAACUAGUUUCUGUUUUCAGCUGCUGAAGCCAUGAUGUACUGAGAAUGUAGAAACAUAUUUUAGUUUUUUAGCCUAGCGUGUCGCCGCUGCUUUAAACUAGAUCAUGAAUCAGAUAAUUAUGACAUGUUUAUGUAAGAGAAAAUAAAAUUAAUUCUGAUCUUACAGCUGAUUUUUAUUAAUUAUGUUCUUUAUCUGUUAUAAAGAAUAAAAUAUAUCAAACUAA
Molecule: messenger RNA, 2271 nt
Organism: Poeciliopsis prolifica (blackstripe livebearer)
Lineage: Eukaryota; Metazoa; Chordata; Actinopteri; Cyprinodontiformes; Poeciliidae
Gene: alad
Product: aminolevulinate dehydratase
Exons: 11
Coding region: 762-1946 (394 amino acids)
Biological process (GO): heme biosynthetic process
Cellular component (GO): cytosol
Molecular function (GO): porphobilinogen synthase activity; zinc ion binding
Source: RefSeq, a predicted model, not a curated record